CUGUUUUUAGUGUUUAUGAAGUCAGCAUGUUCGGCCAGUGUAUAAGUUCAAUGAUAUGUUAACAGUUAUUGAGAUGACAUGCUUUGGAUUUUGCCGACAUGAUCUGGUUUGACACGCCAUAACACUACUACAAGAUUUUGGCUUUGAAUCCACACAUAAGUCCAGCAUCAACAUCAUUGCCUGUCAAAAUGUUCCAUCCUUCUAACAGCAGUGCAACACUAAAGCAGUCACAGCCUAUGCCGAAAUGGUUGUGGAUCUGCAUUGCCAAGUCACUUGGCAUCAAGACACAUCCAGGAGAUAAGCCGAUUCUAGCCACGAUACUUUAUGCAUUCACCAUGACUGUCACAUUGGCGUAUUUCAUCACUAGCUCCUGGUACGUCGGCUAUGAUAUCGAAGCCACCACAACCAAAUUUGACGUCCUGAACGGCUCAGUGACGGUUUUGAUGGCGGCUGGAUUUUGUUGUGUCACCAUUUACGCCAACAACUUAGCUUACAAGCUCUUCACAAACACCGUGUUCAGACAGAGCCUUCGGCUGCACUCCAAGACAAUUCUCAAGGUCAAUACCUCCCUACUCAUGGUGAUUUUAAGCACAUUGUUUAUCGGGAUCUACACCUACAUUUGCUACUCGGGGUUCGAAGCCAAACACUGUGAAGAUAUACAGCUUAGUCCCGUUAUUUGCUACAUCCGAUUCCCCAGUCAAAUCGCACUGUCUGUUAUUUCCUUCAUCUGGAAUAUGCUGGUGGCUGUGGUCUGCAUGUCAGUCUGUCGUACACAUACAAUCAGCAUUCGUCAUUUACUCCUGGAGCUAGAUGAAGAUGCUAUGAUAUGUGAGAAGGGAAACAGGAUACCCUCUGUAUCUGGAGACUCCAUCGAUGGUGAACAGCAGGCAGAAAAUAUAUCCAAUGGGGAACAUGAAGCCUCCUUCCAGGAUGACUUGGCUGUUCGCAGACUGGAAGUUGCUUGGGACAGGAGUGAGUUGGAAAGAAGACAGUAUCGUAUAAGCAGCUCACACUAUGAUGCCAGUAUGUCCGUCAGUAUGCAGGAUACAGUUAUAGAACAAGACUUGCCAGAUUCAGCUGGUAAUCAACAGGAAGGGUUACAAUGGCGCAAUGCAUCCAUUGUAUCUGGAUUUAUACAUACGCCAGCAAUCAAAAGCCUCACAAAUCCAGAGAUUCUAGACCGUUAUUGGAAACUGCAGUGUCGACUGAACACAACAUCCAUCGUCCUACAACGUUGGAUAACAUCUUGGAUUGUCUUAAUACUCUUAUGGAGUCUUUACUAUCUGAUGUACUGGAUUGAUCACGAUGCCACCAUUGCUGAUAUGAUUAUCUUCUUUAUACCUCCAUCAUUGUUACCGCUACUCUGCUCUGGGCCUAUUGAGGUCAACGGAGAAGGGGAACGAGUCUCAAAGAUGAUUUGCCCAAGUGAAAAACGUAUGCCGGUUAUUAUGUUCAUCAGACAGGCACCACUUUCUAUAACGCUUUAUGGCUUUUCGUUGAACUACUCUACCAUUGUUACGGCCAUUCUUGCCAUCGCCGUUGCCUUUGGAACCAAAAUCAUCUUUGGAAACAUUAACAUGGAUGGACAGACUCCAAGCCCAAGCCUAGCCCCUAUCACUCCAUUUUAGGAAAUCAAUUAUUCCCCGAUGAUUUUAAAGCUUAAUUUGUUUAAGUUUCAGAACGUUUGUCACAAGCUUUUGUUUAGUUUGUUUUAUACUACACAAAGACACUAAGAUUCAUCAGAGCCUAAUUUCACUGCUUACUGCCAAAUUAUGCACUUGCCAUCACCAUUCUCCGCUUACUGUGCAAGCGCCGAGUUUCUGCGCUAGCUGUGUAAGCGAAGAAUGCCUAGUAACAUGGAGUACGCUACGCACACACACAAGCAAACAUUCCCUGUUAACCCAACCAUACAGAGCCAUGAAAUUUUCAUGGCGCCUGUAAGCUCAAAAACUUGCUAAGCACAGAAAAGAAUUGGUUAUUAUAUCCGUUCACUGUUGUAAAUGUUAAUUUAUAAUUUAUUUGUAAGCACAAGUUGUUAUGUUGAGAUAGUUAAUGUUCUCAAUGAAAAUGUUAUCUUUAAUGCUGACUUUAUCGGGUGUGG
Molecule: messenger RNA, 2101 nt
Organism: Asterias rubens (European starfish)
Lineage: Eukaryota; Metazoa; Echinodermata; Asteroidea; Forcipulatida; Asteriidae
Exons: 8
Coding region: 189-1628 (479 amino acids)
Source: RefSeq, a predicted model, not a curated record